CAAAUCCUGUUUUGUGUAAAUACUGCUGUGUGAGAGGAAAGGAAAGUGAAACUGAUCAUUCAGGGGAAACUCUGAGAGACAGUGUGCUCCACACAGCUGAGAGACUCCGAGACCCACAAGUACCAUGGCAGUUUCCGAAAGUGAGCACACAGAACAAGUAAAGAAGUACAAGACCUGGCUGCUUUCUCCUAAACUGUUGGGAUGUUUUGUGCUUGUGGCAGCUUUUGGGAUUCACAUUUUGAAGCAACAGAGCAGCUCUUCAAGUGAGCAAGUAACAGAAUUCAACAAUGACCUUCGGAUCUUGCUGAUUGGAAAGACCGGUGUUGGCAAGAGUGCAACAGGAAACACCAUCCUUGGAAAAAAGGCUUUUAAAUCUGAGACCUCAUCUUCAUCUGUAACCACAAUGUGCGAGAAAGUCCAUGAAAGUAUAUAUGGUAGAAAAGUGUCUGUUAUUGACUCUCCAGGACUGUUUGACACUCAGUUAUCUGCAGACGAGGUGGUCACUCGGAUUAAGCUGUGCAUUCCAUUCUCUGCCCCAGGACCUCAUGUCUUUUUAGUUGUGAUUAAAAUAGACAGAUUUACAGAGGAAGAAGAAAAAACAGUUAAGAUUUUCCAAGCAAUUUUUGGGGAAAAGUCGUCCAGUUAUACCAUUGCUCUCUUCACUCAUGGAGAUCGACUAAAGGGGAAAAAUAUUCAUCAGUUUGUACGCAACAAUACAAAACUUUUCAAUUUCAUCAAGAAAUGCAGAGGCGGAUACCAUGUGUUCGAUAAUGAAGAUCAGAAUCCAGAACAAGUCAUCCAGCUCCUGGACCAGAUUGAUAUGAUGGUGACUGUAAAUGGUGGAGAUUAUUACACUACAGAGAUGCUUCAGGAGGCAGAGAGAGAGAUAGAAGCAGAGAAACAGCGGAUCCUGAAGGAGAAUGAAGCACAGAGACAGAAGGAGAUAGAAGACCUGAGGGCGAAGUUUGAAGGAGAAGACUUUGAGAGAGAGAGAAAAAAGAAAACUAAGCAACAUGAAGAGGAAGCAAGAGAAAAGGCUGAAACAUAUUACUCUUAUUUUUCAAAAUUUAUUCAGAUUUUAUUUGACAUGAUAUUACGAUAUUAUGGAUUCAAACCACCAGGCCAUGUUUCAAAUUUCCACUUUAAUAAUUUCCAUAGCACUCCAAACUCAGAUCUGAUAGACUCCACAACGUCUACAAGCAAGAUGACAGGACGAUUAAAGCAGUACAUGGCCUGGCUUCUUUCUCAUAAACUCCUGCUGCUGGCAUGUUUUAUGGUUGUGGCAACUUUUGCGAUUCAGAUUUUUAUGCAAGAGAGCAGUUCUUCGAGUGAACAAGUAACAGAAUUCAACAAUGAGCUUCGGAUCCUGCUGAUCGGAAAGACCGGUGUGGGCAAGAGCGCAACAGGAAACACCAUCCUUGGAAAAAAGGCUUUUGAAUCUGAGCUCUCUUCUUCCUCUGUAACUACAGAGUGUAAAAAAGCUGUUGGAAGUGUAUAUGGUAGAAAAGUGUCUGUUAUUGACUCUCCAGGAUUGUUUGACACUCAGUUAUCUGAAGAUGAGGUGGUCAGUCGGAUUAAGCUGUGCAUUCCAUUCUCUGCCCCAGGACCUCAUGUCUUUUUAGUUGUGAUUCAAAUAGGUAGAUUUACAGAUGAAGAAGAAAAAACAGUUAAGAUAUUUCAAGCAAUUUUUGGGAAAAAUUCUUCCAGUUACACCAUGGCUCUCUUCACUCAUGGAGAUCGACUAAAGGGGAAAAAUAUUCAUCAGUUUGUACGCAACAAUACAAAACUUUUCAAUUUCAUCAAGAAAUGCAAAGCCGGAUACCAUGUGUUCGAUAAUGAAGAUCAGAAUCCAGAACAAGUCAUCCAGCUCCUGGACCAGAUUGAUAUGAUGGUGACUAUAAAUGGUGGAGAUUAUUACACUACAGAGAUGCUUCAGGAGGCAGAGAGAGUGAAUACUAGUGAAGUGAGGAUCGUGCUGGUGGGAAAGACUGGAGUAGGGAAGAGUGCUGCAGGAAACACUAUCCUGGGAGAAGAAGCAUUCAGAUCUGAGUUGUCCAGCUCGUCUGUGAGCUCAGACUGUGAAAAAGUCAAAGGGAAAAUAAAUGGCAGAAAGAUUGCUGUAAUAGAUACACCAGGCCUUUUUGACACUGACAUUUCAAAUGAUGAAAUUACAAAAAGGAUCAAGACAUGCGUAUUCCUCUCUGCACCGGGCCCGCAUGUGUUUUUGGUGGUUAUCCAACUGGGAAGAUUCACAAAAGAAGAGGAAGCCACAUUGGAAAUAAUCAAGAGUAUCUUUGGUGAUGAUUCCCUACAGUACAUCAUGCUGCUCUUCACACAUGGAGAAAGACUGGCAAAAAGUAAGAUGACUAUUCAUGAAUUCGUUAGAGAAACUCCUCAACUGAUUAACUUUAUUCAGACCACCAGUGGACGAUAUCACGUGUUUAACAAUGAUGUCAAUGACCCAAUGCAGGUUAACAUGCUGCUUGAACAGAUAGAGCAGCUGAUUACAAGAAAUGGUGGACAUCACUACACAAAUGAAAUGCUUCAGAUGGCUGAAAAAGCAAUUCAAGAGGAGCAGUUAAGGAUUCAAAGAGAAACUCAAAUGGAUGCUGAGCAAGCAAGAGAUAAAGCAGAAAGAAGCAAUAUGUACAAGAAAACUGCUGCUGGUGUUGGAGUAGCUACUGUAGUUGCAGGUCUCACUGCUGCUGCAGCACUCCGAGGACAAUGCACAAUACAGUAAUAUAUCAUUACGGAUCACGUCUGAAAUUAAGUAGACUGGACAAGGAUUAUUGACUUUAAAAUGUAAGGACAGGGAGGGUGACAGUAAAUUUUAUAAAAGAUCUCAAAAUUAGAUAUCUUCAUUUCCUAUAUUGCAUGCAGCCCUACACUGAGUUACAGUUCUAAUGUAAUGGAAAAGAGUGUAUGUUUUCUAUUGUUAUAUUCACUUACAAAAACAAUAAAACAAUGCAUGAAGUAAAACAUGACAAUCUGUUUCAUCUCUCUCAUGUUCAUUUUGACCGUCAUUCUGAUUACACACACCUAGACUCCAUUACACAAUCACAGCCACUCAUUCCAACACUACAUUGUGAAGUACACGCUCAGUGUCUUGAACCUUUAAACACACUUCCUGUACAGUGUCACUUGUUAAUAAGUUACAUUCUAUUCAUGUGAGCAAUUUUUAAAGAAACUAUUAAACUAUUACG
Messenger RNA from Ictalurus furcatus (blue catfish), 3203 nucleotides. RefSeq lists its product as uncharacterized. Gene Ontology annotation, molecular function: GTP binding. The coding region runs from base 125 to 2740 and encodes 871 amino acids. The transcript is spliced from 9 exons. The record is from RefSeq and is a predicted model, not a curated record. Lineage: Eukaryota; Metazoa; Chordata; Actinopteri; Siluriformes; Ictaluridae.